Molecule: messenger RNA, 1245 nt
Organism: Aplosporella prunicola CBS 121167
Lineage: Eukaryota; Fungi; Ascomycota; Dothideomycetes; Botryosphaeriales; Aplosporellaceae
Exons: 1
Coding region: 166-975 (269 amino acids)
Source: RefSeq, a predicted model, not a curated record
GAGUCCGGGCAAGGCACAAGUUAGUUAACGGCAGUGAUAUGGGCGCCCCGCCAUGCAUUAAAGCGCAGGCGACCGUUUGCGGGCCGCCAGAAAAGCAAAAAAACGAGGAGAGAGAAGCGACAGGCCCACAGGGCCGGCGAAAGAGAAAAGAAAUGAGGUCAAGUCAUGCGCCUGUCACUCACUCUCCGGGAAACGAAGCACGCAACGCGUAAAACCGCACCGCCGCACCCUGUAGCCGCCAAUGCUUUUGGCGAGCCUGUGCCUUUUCGACGCGUUCGCCCACGCGCCUCCCCUGCUUGCUUGCUUGCUUGCUUGCUUCUGCUGUUAUCGCCGUGCCUGAUCAGUGUAAUCAAUCAACAAUCUCGUCCACGCGCUCUUGUUCUUGUUCUUCUUCACGCAGAAGGGAUAUUCCCUCCUCGCACCCCCUCGCAGCGCGAAGGAUUGGUUGGCCCGCCGCCAUGGCGGCAGGAGGCCCGGCGCAGCGCAGUGCAUCGCAUCGCGUCGCGUCGCAUGGCAGUGGCAAGGCCAGGCAUGGGCGUGAAGAAUAAAUUUGGGGCCCGCGACGGGCGUGACACCCCACCGUCCGAGAGAGAGAGAGAGACGCCUCACCCACGGCGGGCCAUGGGCGCUGGAAAGCGUAGCUCAGCCGAAAAGAGGCGCGCCUCAGCCGGCGCGGCGCUGUUUCAUCGGCAAUCGCGACGAGCUCGGCAGCGGAGAGCCAAAACGCGCGGGGCCAAGAGCGGCGCUGUGCUGUGCUAUAUUUUGCUCCUUUGCCGAUGCCAGACAGAGGCUCAUCUAUCUCGUCCUGCUGCUUAUUUCCUUUUUGUUCCCGGAGCGGGCGGGCGGGGAGCAGCAGCAAUAGCAGCAGGAGCAGCAGCACGUCGGUCGGUCGUAUUCCCGAUGCUCGUAGGUCGUGUGUCUGUCGUCGGUGGUGAUGUCGGCGGUGCUUUGGGUGCAAAUAACACUUUACCUUAGACUAUGGUUCCAGAAUCCAAGUCACACACACACACACACACACAAGGCACAUCUCCAGAGCGACGGCGCCUAGCGCUCGCUCCGCCCGCCGCCGCCGGCAAAACUCUGUUAGGUUCCUGAGUAGCAUCAUCAUCGACGAACACCUUCCGUUUCUUUCCUCGCUCUGGGGCCCAUCCGCAACAAGCUGUGGCAGAAACAGCGGCGGUGCGAGCUGCGCCAGCCUAAUGCGGUUCGGGGAGCGCAUGAUGGCGUGGCGGGCGGGAGGCCUGG